This is a messenger RNA of Chroicocephalus ridibundus (black-headed gull), 10054 nucleotides long. RefSeq names its product serine/threonine-protein phosphatase 2A regulatory subunit B'' subunit alpha-like. The coding region runs from base 1190 to 4624 and encodes 1144 amino acids. The transcript is spliced from 14 exons. Gene Ontology annotation, molecular function: protein phosphatase regulator activity; calcium ion binding. The record is from RefSeq and is a predicted model, not a curated record. Gene Ontology annotation, biological process: protein dephosphorylation. Lineage: Eukaryota; Metazoa; Chordata; Aves; Charadriiformes; Laridae. Gene Ontology annotation, cellular component: protein phosphatase type 2A complex.
AUUUACAUUUGACUUCAUAUAACAUAAAAAAGUUGAAGUUCCCUGGUGGCACAUAGCCAGUUUCCACUACCUAGACCUUUGCAACCACUGUCAUGCGUCAUCUUAUUUUGUACUCAUAAUUUGCAGAGGUGCAGCAUUAAAGUCAGCUAUGGGCAAAGUGCCUUAAGUUAAAGUUGACUAAUGUGUGACUGCCAAAUACUGCAGAGAUUCACUGGUAAAACAUCUAUUUCAUCUCCUUCAGCUGCGGCCUGCAGAGCAGGUGAUGAAUAUUGUGGCUCAGGCAAUUCGGAAAUCUCGGUAGUGAAGCCCUGUGGUCUAACACUCACUGCCAGUAGCCCGGGAGGUAUAAAUAUGAUGCUGCACAGUGGAAUUUGUGUUUUCCCUUUUUUUUUUUUUUAAAGACCUUUCUCCACCCUUCCUGUGAGCACCCCUCCCCCCUUGAAUUACACAGAAAACCUGGCUUUAAACAGUAACUCUGAAUUUGGUAUAUCUUGGUCCAGUACAGGGGUUGCUGUGCGGUCUUGCUUCACCUCCUUUAUAUAAAUGUUUUCCAACACUGUUUUUACUUACAUGAUUGCAGGCUGUUCUUCCCCAUAAGACUAGGUUUUCUCCUGUUACACAGAGCUGAACUUUCCUGAAGACUAAAUUAGAGCUUGGAUCUUGUGCUUCGAUUCUGGCAGAAACUGGACAGCAAAGUAGAGGGGAAUGUUCUCAUUCAUAAUGAAGGGACCUACCUUACCAGUGUGAGAGGGGAAUCUCACAAGCAUACUGUGGAUUUUUUGUCUGUACGUGCUACUUGAUUGUCUAUCUUUUACUGACCCACCCAAAAUAGAGAACAAGGAUCGAACAAAAAUCAUCGUCCUGUCACUUCUGCCUGAGUUUUCUGGCUGAAUUUUAUGACACCUGCUGGAGAACCUUCAUUAGAAAUGGGGCAGCUCAUGCUGCAUCUGUGAUCAGCAAAGUGUUCUGCAUGGAGUAUAAGAAUCAAGUUGCCUUAAGUCAAACGAUAUGCAAGUUGCACUAAUUGUUGUAACUGUACUGCUGAUGCCACUCCAGACUUCGAUAGGGCUUUCGAAGGCAGUAGUUUCUCAUGUAGUUUGAAUGUUUUCAGCUGACAUUUGAAUGUUUUUCUUAAAUCUGGUGUGGCUAUGAAAAGUGUGGGGGAGGUGAACUUUUUCCUGUUUAGUUCAUGGUGAAUUUUGAAGUCUCACUUCCAAGUGUGAUCCGUGCUAUGGCAGCAACCUACAGGCUUAUGGUCAGUUCUGUGAACUGCUACAGCAGCGUGGUGAUAGACCAGCACUUUCAGCACACCGUGCAUUACUGCACAGGGACUUGCCAAGUGUUUAAGCGAGGAGUUACGUGCAUAGUUGCCCACCACAGUGUCUGCGCAGAGCUCAGUGUCCAAGAUGCCAACCUUGACCAUAAAAUCCCUGUUCCUGAAAAUGGACUUGCCUUGCCUGGAAAUGAGGAUUACCACCAAAUCCUCCCAAAUAAUCCAAGAAUCAAAAAGAACUCUUCAGUGCAAGCCUCGAGCAGUUUAAAAGACAUUACCGGUGAGGCGAUAAACCUUGCCAGUGGUAAAAUAAAGGAAUUCUCCUUUGAAAAGCUCAAGAACUCUUCCAGUCAUGUGGCCUACAGAAAGGGAAGGAAAGUUCGGUCAGAAUCAUUCAGCAGACGAUCAUUUGAUUUUGACUUGAUUUAUGGGCACUUCAACAAUGAUGAGAACUGCCCUCCAUGUGGCUUUUUGCAGAGUCCCUCACCUGUGGAGAAAUGGCAGGAGAGCAAUGAUGCUCCAGAAGUCAGCAUGAAUCCCAUAGUUCCCUUCUCCCCUCAUUCCUUCUCUGAAGAAAACUUCAUUACCCAGAUUUUGGAAAAACACAAGCUAGAUGGUUCUUCUGGUGGAGAUAUUAAGGUGUGCUUAGACAUCUUGCUCAAGUGCUCAGAGGAUCUGAAAAAAUGCACAGACAUAAUAAAACACUGCAUCAAAAAGAAGUCUGCAGACAGUGUUAGUGGAGGGAACAGCAAUGAUCCUCUGGCUAAUUCAGAAAUGAUAUAUAUGAAUUUGAUGACAAGAUUUUCUUCAUACCUGAAAAAGCUACCCUUUGAGAUCAAACCACCAGGACACAAGGAAGCUAGUGACUUGGCAGAACUAGUUAACUGUUUCCAUGGCUUGCAGCAAACUCCCUUUCCCCCAGUAUUUGGCGAUGAGCAGCCACCUAGAUAUGAAGAUAUUAUUCAGCUGCCGUCUUCAAGUGCUGUUCCUCUUGGACUAGCAGGUGAUCCAUGUGAGGUGACAAGCACCUCUCAGUCUGUCCAAACAAGUACUGUGAGCUUUACCUCAAACUCCCUUCACGGCGUCCCACAGGAGAACAGUGUGAGAGCUGUGAAAGAUGCUUGUGCUCUACCUCAGUUACCGGCCACAAGCCCUUCUGACUGCACGUCUUCCACUGAGGCUCUGUACAUUGAGGAGGAGUCUGAUGGGGAAAGAACAUUAGGGAAAAUAAAGAAGGCAGAGCAGAAAGGGGGCUGGGAGAGUUUAGAGCGCAGCUACCAGCUAGCUGGUUGUUCAGAUCUAUCUGCCGAUGCUCAAGCAGAACAUGCUAGAGUGGGAGAUGUUGAGCUCUCCCACGCUUCUGAGACAAUUAUUCCUUUAAAACCAGUUUCAGAUUCUGUAUCGUGUGGUUCCCAAGCUGAUGUCUCCAAAGGAGAACAGAUGUGUAGUAAGAUAGACAAGGAUGAGAUAGACAAACUGCUGCUGGACUUGGAGUGCUUCUCUCAGAAAAUGGAGAGUACUUUGAGGGAACCCUCCCUAAAGGAGAGUGAACCUGCCCGUUCGAAGGUGUUUGGCUGGCAGGGUAGGCAGGUACUACCUCUGGCUCUUGAACCCAAAAGUAAACCAGUUGACCCCACUUCUCCUUUAUCGAAAAUCAUGGAAACAAAUGGUCAUAAAAUGGAAGAGGAUGACAAAGCCCUUUUACUGCGUAUUCUGGAAAGCAUUGAGGACUUUGCCCAGGAACUGGUGGAAUUCCAGACAGGCAAAGGAAGCUUGUCCAAGGAGAGGGAAGUGAUGCAGAUUCUUCAGGAAACGUUAACAACUCCUUCUUCACAGUCCCUCCUUGCAGGGCAAAAAAGCUAUGCUGGGACUGCCUCCAGAGACUCUGUUCCAGCUUCCAUUCAGCAGGCCCCAGAAGUGAUUAAGGUUCAAAGUAAACAAGAGAAGAAACCUGGAACUUCAUCCCCAGUCCCUUUGAACUCCACGGUUAACCCUUGCACUCUUCUGCCUGUGAAUAAAGCCACCAGCAGUACCCCUUUGUCCAUAAACAUUCCACGUUUCUACUUCCCUAAAGGACUUCCAAAUGUCUGCACUAAUCAUGAAGAGAUCAUUGCCAGGAUUGAAGAAGCCUUUACAGAGUUUGAAGACGAGAAAGCAAACGUCUGUGAAAUGGGGAAAAUUGCUAAGAUAUGUGGCUGCCCACUCUACUGGAAAGCACCUAUGUUCAAUGCUUCGGGAGGAGAAAAGACGGGAUGUGUAUCUGUACACUGUUUUGUAUCUAUGUGGAGAAAAAUCCUACGUAACUGCCAUGAUGAUGCGUCCAGAUUCACGUACCUUUUAGCGAAGCCGAGCUGUGACUACCUGGAACAGGAAGACUUCAUCCCGCUGCUUCAGGAUGUGGUGGAAACGCAUCCUGGGCUGACGUUCCUGAAGGAUGCUCCGGAGUUCCAUUCCCGGUAUAUUACGACGGUUAUACAGAGAAUAUUCUACACAGUCAAUCGAUCCUGGUCGGGGAAGAUCACUUUAACAGAGCUGAGGAAAAGCAACUUCUUGCAAACUCUUGCUCUCUUGGAAGAAGAGGAUGACAUAAAUCAGAUCACAGAUUAUUUCUCCUAUGAGCACUUCUAUGUUAUAUACUGUAAAUUCUGGGAGCUGGACACUGACCAUGAUCUUUACAUCAGCCAGAAGGAUCUGGCUAGGUACAGCGAUCAAGCUUUAUCAAACAGGAUUAUUGAGCGAAUAUUCAGCGGUGCCGUGGUGAGAGGCAAUGAAGUUCAAAAGGAAGGCCGCAUGAGUUAUGCUGAUUUUGUGUGGCUCCUGAUUUCAGAGGAAGACAAAAGGAGUGCUACAAGCAUUGAGUACUGGUUUCGGUGCAUGGACCUGGAUGGGGAUGGAGUGCUCUCCAUGUAUGAACUGGAGUACUUUUACGAGGAGCAAUGUGAGCGGAUGGAAGUGAUGGGCAUAGAACCACUGCCGUUUCAUGACUUGCUGUGUCAGAUGCUUGAUCUCGUUAAGCCAGAGAGGGAAGGAAGAGUAACCCUGCGAGACCUGAAGAGGUGCAGAAUGGCUCACGUAUUCUACAACACCUUCUUCAAUUUAGAGAAGUAUCUGGACAAUGAACAGAGGGAUCCCUUUGCAGUGCAAAAGGACAUUGAAAACGAUGGCCCUGAACCCUCUGACUGGGACAGAUACGCUGCCGAAGAGUACGAGAUUCUUGUGGCUGAGGAGUCUGGGAAUGAACAGUUACAAGAAGGAUCAUUUGAAGAAGACUAUGACACAGAUGAAGUCUUAUCUCCCUCUGAAACUGGAGACAAGUCAGAUAAACUAGUUAUCUCAGACCUCUCAGCAUAGAUAAAUGGAAGACGUUUAAUCGAUAUUUUUCAAACUGGAUAGCAUUCAGUCCCAAGACACUUAGGGAUUUUUCUGAAAUCCAUCAUUGGAGCAAUGAUGUGCUUUAUUUUGUACACUGUAACUUGAGAACCUUUUUUCUCUUCCUGUGUAAUUGCAAUAAGGUGAUUUCUAUAAAAAGGCUUUUUACAAUGUGUUAUCGUGCACGCUCAUUAAAAAUGGUGAUUGCACCUUGUUUUGUUUAUAUAUAAAUUCUGUUAUGUCCCCAGAUGUGCAAUAAAUGCCAGCAUCUAAUGAUUAACUGUAGCAACUGCAUGCAACAUCUACAGUGGUCGUUUCUCUCUCAGUUCAGUCCUCUGCCAUUCUGUCCCCUUGACUCUAUACCAGGAGUGAUGAACUGCCAAAUCAACUCAAUUUAAAUGUAUGUCUAGAAAUCUUUCCAAACGCAAGUCACACUUUUUUUCUUAGUGUCCUGGAAACCAAGGCAACAUGACGGUGGGUGGGGAGAGUGAAGUCCCCUUUUGCGCUUUAAACCACAAGCUCUUGCAGUUGAUACUGGACAUAUUUUACUUGUAUGAAUCCGUGGACAGUUAAAGCACUACACGAUGUGAUGUUUCGCUAGGAAUUUGAGAUGUAGUUAACGUUUCUACCUAUUCUCCUGUGCAUAACAUCUUCCUCAGGCUAGUGUUUUGUCUCUGUAAAAGUAUUUUCUAGUAUAUUUGCAAACAAAGACACACAUGCUGUUCAGCAGGUGUGUUGAAACUGCGGUGUCUUGUGUGCACCGGUUCUGUCCCUUCCCUGUGUUCUUCCCCUCUCUUGCGUCGCUAACCUGUAAGCCUUCUCCAAGAGACUAAGCUGAGAUAAUGAAGAAAAAAACCCAACCCUAACCCAGUAUGCUAAAUUUCUGUUACCAGAGGGAUCCUUUAACUGGUAAAGGAAUUAGUAAUGUUGCCAAAAACUCAUUUUCCACCCAUGAAGUAGGCUCUGAUCUCAGAGAGGAAACACUAAUGAAUUCUUGCUUUGUGUGCAAAAUUAAACCGACUUUCCCCAUAGAAUCACAACUGGUGUCUCUGGUAAUAGCACAUGCUCUGCUGCGAAAGCUGUUCCUCCUUACCUAGGAGCUGUCUGUUACUCAGCACAGAGGUGAUUAUCACAUAUUCUUACCAGCCCUCUAUUUUAGCCAUCGUAGAUACACAGAUACUUAGGGGUGCUGGUGGACGAGAGGCUCCACGUGAGCCGUCAGUGUGCACUAGCAGCCCAGAAAGCCAAUCGUAUCCUGGGCUGCAUCAGGAGAAGCGUGGCCAGCAGGUCGAGGGAGGUGAUUCUGCCCCUCUACUCCACUCUCGUGAGACCCCACCUGGGGUACUGCAUCCAAUUCUGGAGCCCCUACUACAAGAGAGAUAUGGACGUGCUGGAAUGUGUCCAGAGAAGGGCCACGAGGAUGAUCAGAGGGCUGGAGCACCUCUCCUAUGAGGACAGACUGAGAGAGUUGGGGCUGUUCAGCCUGGAGAAAAGAAGGCUCCGAGGACACCUUAUAGUGGCCUACCAGUAUCUUAAGGGGGCCUAAAAGAAAGCUGGGGAGGGACUUUUCAGGAUGUCGGGUAAUGGUAGGACUAGAGGGAAUGGAUUAAAACUAGAGAUGGGACGAUUCAGACUGGACGUUAGGAAGAAGUUCUUCACCAUGAGGGUGGUGAGACACUGGAACAGGUUGCCCAGAGAGGCGGUGGAAGCCCCAUCCCUGGAAGUUUUUAAGGCCAGGCUGGACAGGGCUCUGAGCAACCUGAUCUAGUGGGAGAUGUCCCUGCCCAUGGCAGGGGGGUUGGAACUAGAUGAUCUUUAAGGUCCCUUCCAACCCUGACAAUUCUAUGAUUCUAUAAAAAAAACAGAUCUGGUACUUACCUUUUCCAGCUUGGGACAGGGUUCAGGUGUUGUAUUUUAUUUCAGCGAUUGUAAUUGUGCCCAGAUAUCACAGACUGGUUUGGGUUGGAAGGGACACCUCCCUCUAGACCAGGUUGCUCAAAGCCCCGUCCAACCUGGCCUUGAAAUACACGGUUGGUUGGCCUGUAUACCCUCACUGUAAGAGUAUCAAACCAUGCCUCCUCGGGCCAUCCCUGCCUGAAUCUCUGCCAGAACAGCCGAGAGAGCUGCCAGGGUCAGAUCUCCAGGCAGGCACCACUCCACAGAUCCCUUGUGUAGACACACACACACAAUUACCCUGGUGCAUUUUGUACAUAGAGACGCGAGCGCAAUGGAACGUUCAUCCCUAGGCGAUACCUCUAAGCAUUAACCACCAAAUAAGUCAUUGGCUGAUCGCUACAAUGCAGCUUCAACUUUUCCAGGAGCCUUUGAAGUGUAACGCCUGCCUCCCGAUGCCCAGGUGGGACACACUGCUGCCUUCUUGAGGUUAGUGACUCUCUCCUCAGGGUCAAAACCUGAAAGAGAGGAAGUUUUCGGUUAAGCUGGGCUCGGAGAUUUAUUCUCUUUUUCUUGAGCAAAGCUGCUAUUUUAUCUAGAUGCAUAUAUAUACCCCAGGAUCCUGGAUUUGAUAUUUGGGAAACUUCUGGAUGCCCAGGUUCUUAGCAAAGAUGCUGCAAGGCAACUUCCAUUCCACAGUAAAAGGUGACGUUAGCAGGGAGCACACUAACCAAACCAGGACAAGCCUCUUUGGAUGCAGCAGGCACACCAGAGCGGCUCUGUUCAGCAGCAGGGUGUUUGAAUCACGUCUCCGUCAUCACUAUAACCCUGAGGGGACAAGCUUCACUGGGGAGGAUUCCACAAAGGCCCAAAUGCGAAAGAAACGAGGAAAUGAUUGCAGAAAUGAAGACAGGAUGGCAGUUGCACAACCAGUAAUUGUAACCAGCUCCGUCCACUUUUUACCUGAAGAACCUGGCAAAGCAGUUCACCUCUUCUCUUCACCAUCUGGGUCCAGUGCGGUCUUUUAGUUUGAUGAAAUUUUACAUCUCUCCAAAGACAAAGAUUCCUCAAAGGAACAAGAAGAACCUGACCCCAUUCUAGGCUGAAACCAAACCUUCAUGUUACUUCAGCGCUGUCAGCUUUUAACUCCAUAAGCAGCAGUACUGGAAUGCCCAGUUUGCCAAUUAUGUAAAGUCCCAUUCCAGAAUAACUUAGUGAUAGUCUCUUUAAGGUUUUAACCUGGGAUAGCCCUGGCAUUGCCAUGAAAAGAAGCUUUCCUAGCACCGUACAGAACAACAUAAUAAUUCAGGUUGGAAGGAACCUCUGCAGGUCUCUGUUCCACCUCCUCACUCAAAGGCAGGCCAGCUUCAAAGUUAGAGCAAGUUUCUCAGGACCUCAUCCAGCUGAGUUUUGAAAAGUCUCCCCAGAUGGUGAUUCUACAACCUCUCUGCAGAUUACAUUUCCUCCUCCUCCUCCCCCUGCCGCCCCCCGGCGGGAGUUCAGAGCAACAUCCUUUUCCAGAAAGGAUGUAUAUUCCUGGGAACCCACAAUUUAGUUUUCACAGACGGAAGGAGUUAGCCAAAGGACUCGAGGACUCACCAGUUGAGCAAGCGACACCCUGUUCUCAGGCACCAGACGGGUGCUGGGACGCAGACACAGCCCGUGCUGGUACUCCAGCAGCCCCUGCCCUGGUGCAUCACGUUUGCUUUGGCAUUUCUGUUCUUGCUAGGCCAAACCUUGAGCCUACUUCUGCUGUUCCUGCUCUCGCGGGUCACCUGCCGCUUCAGAAUCUUUCCUUGUUCUCCUCCUUUGCCUUUUGCAGAGAGGCUUUAACUCAACCCAUGGCAUCAAUCCAUCCAGAUUUCCGUCUCACACCAGUCUGCCUGAACUGUCACCAGCUUCCUUUUCAAAGUCUGGCUUCGAUAAACGGAGCCAGAAGCUCGUGGCUGCUCUGCUGAGCCCUAUGGCCCCCAAACCCAUGGCUCUCUCUUUCACAAACAGAGGUUUGCUGCUGCUGUGACAAAAAGAGUGAUUCAAAACUUGAAAAUUCCUGCUUUCUAGUAGGGCAACACAAAAAGCCAAUCAGAAAAAAACUGAACUUACAGCAAAUGUUUUUCCUUAUAUGUGAAUAUAAGGACAAGCUACAAAAGCCUGCUAUCAGUGCAAAACUUGCAGCAACUUACAUUAUUCACUCCAGGAGUAGAAAUCCAUUCUCCUUCACCAUACAUUUGAAAAUAACCCUAAUUCAGCAGCCACAGGUGAAUGAGUAAAGGAGGCAGAGGUUUAGAAACCCUCUGGAUGGACGGUUUCUAAAGCUGCAGUACAUAUAAGCAAGGUAAAUUUGGGAACUCCUGUCCUCCUUAGCUUUUCUUUCCGGGAUAGUCAAAACACCAGUUUGUGAGCGCAGGCACCAGCAGCUCAGAGCUCGGCAGGUUCUCGGGCGUGCGCAGCCCGAGCUGAGCCCCCACGCCACCCACGGCCCUUCGUCCCCCGUCUCAACUGUCCCUGCCCCUGCCCGUGCUGCAUACCUUUGGCCACAGCUCUCACGGUUCUCACUGUAAAUCCAGCUCAGGCUCAAGUCUUGUACGAGCUGGAUUCCUUUUGCCUUAUGAGUAGUCAGAAAAGGGAGUGAAAUUCGGUUUUGCAUGAUAAACAAAACUUACAUUUGUGUGUGUUUGUUCUCUCUAGUCUGCUUUUGUCUAGCAAAAUUAAGCCCCGUGUGCUUUACAAAGCCCUUUCCUUCCUUUUACAUUCACAAAUAUUCUCUCUGCAGUACUGAGAUACGGUGUGAUACAACAUGCAAUAACUGCUGGAACGCCGCCAGCUUGAUUUAUUUCCCAUCCCCCCCCCAUUCUUUUCCCUGAAAUCUCAGCAGUGAGCGCUGCAUCGCGGCUUUGGCUCCCGGCACCCAGGCAGCGACCUGGCUCCCCUUCUUUGCUCUGCCACCGCGCGGCAGCGCCGCAAAACAGGCCUGGGCAGCAGAAAAGAAAAAAAAAAUAAAAAAAAAAAUAAAAUAAAAGAAAAAGGAAAUUCCAGACAGUCUCAGGUUUACAGAAAAUGUUGCGGAAAACCUUCCUCCUCUCCUGCACCAAGGAUUUAAGCAAGCGGACUCGAGAUACUCUAACCAAGGGACCGUCCUUACUUUCUGAAACAAAAUAUGCCUGAAAGGCCAAAAAAAAAAAAAAAAAAGAGGUCCCUGAAGUGGUUAACGGUAUGUAUUUUUGGAGUGCGGCAUUUCUACAUCACAGCAUCUUAGGUCUAUGCAAUCAGAAACGAACCUCAAUGAAGCGCGUGAACUACUGUAAGGAGGACACAAACGGCGCUUACCCUCCUUUUGGUCUACUCUUACCUGUAUCACUCAGUGGGUGGGUUUAGAAACUGAAUAUUUAAUAACAAAGGUUCUCAUAAUUUGUAAAAGUAGUUUGGAGACAUUUUGUGCUGGCAUGCUUUUAUCUUUGUAUUUUUACUUUGUAUUUUCUUCCAUUUUUUUGGCAAAUAAAGGACUUUGGAAUUUCAGAA